Pollicipes pollicipes is the source of this 810-nucleotide messenger RNA. Its product is annotated as cyclin N-terminal domain-containing protein 1. Gene Ontology annotation, cellular component: site of double-strand break. The record is from RefSeq and is a predicted model, not a curated record. Gene Ontology annotation, biological process: reciprocal meiotic recombination. The transcript has 7 exons. The coding region runs from base 94 to 810 and encodes 238 amino acids. Lineage: Eukaryota; Metazoa; Arthropoda; Thecostraca; Pollicipedomorpha; Pollicipedidae.
GUAACUAUUGUCCAGUUUACAAGAAAAUCGGAUUAGAACCCAUGUUUUUGUUGCCUGAAAAAUACAUCUCUGCUGAAAGCUGAGAAGUCUUUGAUGGCGACAGAAGAGUUGGGGGGCGAUGAAUAUACCCUCGACCACACUAAGCUCAUCAGCGCCCCAGCCUUGGACGCGCUGCUGCUGGAGUGGGGCCAGAGUCUGCAUCAGGCGGGCGCCGCGCCGCCGGACGCCGAGCUCGCCCACUUCGGCGUGUUCGGGGCCCCGGCUACAGGCCACCUGCUGCUCCUCUUCUGUCGUCGGCUCUCGCAGCCCUCGCCGGUCUUCUUCCGCGCGCUGCAGCUGUUCGAACGAUUUAUGCAGGCGCACAUGAUGGAGAUGUCCCAGUACAUAACCACAAAGGUGGAGCGAGCAAACAGGGAUAAGGAGUGGAAGAGCUUGCUGGAGCGAAUACACAGUCAGGCCAUUCUCAGAAUGUUGUCCUGCGUCCAGAUCUCUUCAAAACUUUCUCUGCAUUACAAGAUUGUCACGACGAAGCGUGUGAAGGGCCUGCUUCGGGAGGCGAAGCACUGCUACAGCCUGGAGAGCGUCGUUAACUCAGAGGUCAGGGUUCUCAAGACCCUGAAAUUUCAGGUAAGCUCGCCGACCUGCCUGGACACGCUGGAGACGCUGCUGGCCGUGGUGACGCGCCGGCGCCCGGACCUGCUGGAGCCGCUGAGCCCGGCACUGCCGUCGGCGGCCAUCCCAGCCGGCGACCUGCUGGAGCUGGCCGAGCUGCUGCUGCGAGACCUGCUGCCUGGCAUGGAGACCGACUGA